AUGUCAACAAUCACAUUUCAUUGUAUAUUCAGAUCUAAAUACAUUAGACAAAUGAUAUUCAAUCAUAUUAAUGAUAUAUCAAAACAAUUGUAUCAAAGAUCAUUGGUAGGAAGAGACAUCAUCAAAUUACCUCUUCUUGAAAUGAUAUCAAUCUACGCAGUGCCGUGGGACUUUAUUCGUCAUUAUCUACCAACUGAUAUUGAUCAAAUACAAUUAAAAGGAGUGAUCAGUAAAUACUGUUGUCAUGACAAUGCAACAUUGGAUAAAGUCAAACAUCUAUUGGAGUGGUCUCACGUUGACUUUGAUUGGGAUCUCUUUAAAAGUAAUGAUUUCCAUUUAGUCUUUAGAUCUGGUAUCAUUAUGCACACCGGUGGUAGUAGAUUUAUAUCAUCAUCGGCCAGCAUAGCAGAUCAUUUUAACAACUACACAAUUUCAUUCAUUCGAUCAUUGGUAUCAUCAAUCACUACUACAGAUAUGGAUAUCAUUUCAUUCUAUUCUUGA
Molecule: messenger RNA, 501 nt
Organism: Cavenderia fasciculata
Lineage: Eukaryota; Evosea; Eumycetozoa; Acytosteliales; Cavenderiaceae
Exons: 3
Coding region: 1-501 (166 amino acids)
Source: RefSeq, a predicted model, not a curated record